Molecule: messenger RNA, 237 nt
Organism: Rotaria sp. Silwood2
Lineage: Eukaryota; Metazoa; Rotifera; Eurotatoria; Philodinida; Philodinidae
Source: the annotation of a GenBank genome assembly
AUGAAAUUUCUUAAUGUUGAAUGUAUUAAUGGUAUGACUAUUGAAUUAUUUCUACGAUAUAUUUUAAACAAAAUUAAUCAAGUUCAUCAUAAAGAUCUUCGUUUAUUAUGUAUUUAUGUUUCAAAAGCAGAUGAUAAUAUGAUUAAAAGUUUAAACAAAAUAAUUGAUAAUGAAAAACUUUUAUCAAAUUACACAAUUCAUCAUGAACUUGAUAAUAUCUAUUUACAAUGGAAAUGA